AUGCCAAUUACCUUUGAAGUAUCAUCUGUUAAAGCAACCCCAGUUAGAGAUUAUCACCAACCGCAAGAGAAAGUAACCUAUCAAAAAAUUAGAUCAAGUUUAGAUGCUUCUCCUGUAAAGCCUAUUGCAUUGGGAAAGAAUUCAUUUGUGAUGAGUGCUGCUAUUGCCUAUUCUAGUCAUCAUAAUUGGGUAAUUAAACCAGAUGAUGUAUGGCUUGCUAUUUGUACUCAAUUUUCCAAUUAUGUAAAUGGAAGAUCAGAAGAAUUGAGAGACAAAUUCGUGGAUUUUGAAGGAAAGAAACAAUUAAUUGUGUAUGGAGGAGGUACUUUGAUGACUGCAGAUUAUGCUUCUCUUUCAUUAGAUAUGACAACACAAAUUGCAAAGAAUAUUAAGGAUCCAAGUGUAAGAGAAUGGAUAAUGCCAGAUUUUACAACAACUACCGAAACAGAUCGAAUGAUUGGUGCAGUUGUAUUAAUGGCUGCUAUGAAAAAUUAUUUUGAUUACAUGUUUAGUUUGUGUUGCAAUUUACCAAAUGUAACAUUAUUGGGCGAAGUUGAGGAUUGGGUUUCAAUUAGAGAAAGAGCAAAUAGAUUAUUGGAAUUUGAUACAAAGGAAAACUGUAUGAAAAAAUGGUCCAAACUAUUAUUCCCAGUUUUGGACAAAUUUGUGGAAUCUAUUAAAGGAAAUCCUGAUAAGGAAUGGUGGAAUAGAGUUGCCCAUCAUUGUGGUGGUGGAUCAGGUCCUUCCUAUUUGUCUGGUUGGAUAACUUCAUUUUGCGUAUUCUCAGAUAAAGGUCAUUGGGUGGGAGAUCAAAAAUCUGUGAAUAUUUGGGGGGAAACAACCACAAUGGAAUGGCCUAUUAUUGAUCAAGAUGUUAUUCCAAGAGGGUAUGUCAGUGUUCCAAUUGUUGUCGAUGAUAACGGAACAAUUUAUGACACUGAAAUGUUUGCUGGACAUAUGUCUACAGAGCUAUUAGAAGAUGGAAAGACUCUUAAACCAAGAGCUGAUUGGGCACUCUUUGUUGCAAAGAAAAUUUAA
Messenger RNA from Naegleria gruberi, 1038 nucleotides. RefSeq lists its product as uncharacterized. The transcript is spliced from 2 exons. NCBI's taxonomy places the organism in Eukaryota, Heterolobosea, Eutetramitea, Acrasida, Naegleriidae. The record is from RefSeq and is a predicted model, not a curated record. The coding region runs from base 1 to 1038 and encodes 345 amino acids.